Molecule: messenger RNA, 8718 nt
Organism: Didymodactylos carnosus
Lineage: Eukaryota; Metazoa; Rotifera; Eurotatoria; Philodinida; Philodinidae
Source: the annotation of a GenBank genome assembly
AUGCCGAUUAUACAUAAAAAAACACCGACAAUAAAUGAACCAUCAACAAAAGGAGGACGUACAUCGAAAAUUUCUUCGCCAAAAACUGGUGGUGGUAUACGACAACAACGUUUGUCUCAAUCAUUACGUGUUCAUAAUGUCAGUCAACAAACGAGUCCGUUGGCGAAUACUAAUCCACCAAUAAAAUCUCCAAAUUCAUCACCAUUAAUGUCUCAUCUUCGUCCACCUGAUCCACGUAUGUAUGUUCAUGCUGGUGUUUCAGGUAUUCGUCAUUUAUUUCCAAUUCAUUUUACAACUACCGAUGAAACUGGUCAAUCAACAUUUACUCGUCCAAUAUCAUCCAUGCGUUCUCGUACACCUACCACCGAUUUAUGUACAAAUAUUGAAAUGAUACGAAAUGUUUGUAAAGUUCAUACAUUAAAACAUUUAGAUUUAACUGGAAAUGAAUUAGAUGAAUUACCGAUUGAUGUUAGUCAAUUAAUCGAAUUAGAAACAUUUAAUUGUUCACACAAUAAACUUCAUGAUCUACCGGAUAUUCUUGAACAAUUACAACAAUUAAAAGAAAUUGAUCUUUCAUAUAAUCAAUUAAAAAUAAUUCCAUCGGUUGUUUAUAAAUUUAAAAAACUUUCUCGUCUUCAUUGUGAACAUAAUCAAUUAGAAUUAAUUAAUGAACAAAUUCAUACAUUAAAACGUCUUAAAAUACUCGUAUUAGAUUCAAAUAUGAUAUUAAAUUUAGAUAAAAUUGAUAUAAGUCAAUUAAAAAAAUUAGAAUAUUUUAGUAUGGCAAAUAAUCAAAUACAAAAAUUUCCUCAAGGUUUACAAACCCUUCAUCAUAUACGAAAUAUUAAUUUAUCAUACAAUCUUUUAACAAAUAUUCCCGUUGAUUUAUUGUUAAUUAAUACAUUAGAUGUAUUGAAUUUAAGUCAUAAUCAAAUUAAAAAAUUACCACCAAUGUCUAUUGCUCCUAAUCGUCUUACACAAAUAUUUUCAUUAGAUUUAUCUUAUAAUCAAUUAGUUAAAUUUUAUGAUUAUCUUUUAAUGAUUACAUUAAAAUUAGAUUUAUCAAAUAAUAAAAUCCGACUAAUUCCUAAUCAUCUUAUAAAAAAAUUAACCUAUGAUAUUCUUGAUACAAAAGAAUUAAAAAUUGACAAUAAUCCAUUGAUUACACCACCAUUAGAUAUUAUUAGUAAUUUGAGAAAUGAUACAAAUUGUUUAAAAAUAAUUCGAAAAUAUUAUGAUGAACAACCGUUGGAUGUUAAUGUUCGACAAGGUUUUAAAAUAUGUAUUAGUGGACCAAAAUCGAGUGGAAAAACGGCAUUGGCUAAUACAUUAGAAGAAUAUAUGCCACAUUUAGAUCAAAGUGAACAACAAGAAAGAAUAAUACAUAGAAGUUUUGUCACCGUUCAUGAAUUUUUAUAUCGUAUGAAUGGAACUCAUGAUCAACAACAGCAUGAACAAACUGAACAAGGACGUGUAGUCAGUAGUGCAAAAUCAUCAGUGUCUAAAACUAAUAAUCUACCACCAUCAUCUACGCCUACCAAACUACCAUCGAUUGUUGUUGAACAACAAUUAACAAAAUUGCCCAUGCAACGAUUUGAAAUGGACACAAGAAAAAUGACGACCAUAUCAGAAGUUAUUAGACCACAAACACCUCCAAUUGGACAAUACGUGAAAAAUAAACCACUUGCACCACCAACAACGACCGAAAUAACCGAUACCAAUACGGCUCCUACUAUUGAACCAAUGAAAAUGUUACCGUUAACAAUAUUUGAUAUGCAUGGUUUAUCCGAAUAUUUUCAUCUAUAUUCUUCCUUUCUUGAUAAUAGUGCACUCCAUCUAUUAUGUAUACAUACUCAACAAUUUCAGAAAGAUGUACCAUCAGUUGAGAAUAUAUUUAAUGGAACAGUAACAAUACCCGAUUCAAUCCAUAACCUCUUUCAAUUAUUAAAAUUGUUAUGUGAAAAAGCAACAAAAACUCGUGGAAUAUUUAUCAUUCCUGUUGCAACACACAUUGAUUAUUAUGACAGACGAAGCAAAAAUGAAAGAGCUCAAGUUUUAGAAAAAAUGAAUACAUUUUUUAAAACAUAUUUACAAAAACGUCUCGAUUUGAUUCGUGAACAAAUGCAAAAUAUUGAUUCAUUAAAAACCAUUUCAUCCUCAUUGUCAGAUCGUUUAAAAACAUUUGCUUCACUACUGAAUAUUAAUAUCAACAUUCAUUCACCAUGUGUACCAAUUAGUACAUUAACAUUGUCCGGUGUUGAUGAAUUAAUGAAAUUAAUUCAACGUUCAGUAGUAAAUAAUAAAGUAUUUUUUCCCAACGUUGAUAGAAUAUUACCUACAUUAUGGGCAGAAACAAAUCAGUUUAUCAGUAAUUUAAGUGAUAAAUUAAUCGUACCAUAUAUGUUAUGGGAUAAUUUUAGUGAUGUUGUUAUAUCAAAACGUGGUCUUCCACAUUUAAUUAAUGACAUAACAAUGUCAAUGCAUGAUGAAGGAAAAAUUAUGGUUUUUAACGAAAUGGGAACAUCAGAUCGCGUAGUAUUUUUGAAACCAGUAUGGUUAGCCGAUUUGUUAUAUUCAUUAUUUCGUUAUGAUUUAAAAAUUGUUUUGGAUUAUGAAAAAAAUGAUAUAUUUAGUCUAAGUGGAUUAACCGAACCAAAAUUCAUGUCAUUCAAACGUGAUCUUCUUGAAUUUGGUCUAUUGCAUAGUGAUUUAUUACGUACAUUCUGGUAUAGUUUACUACAUAAAAAAGAUUCAUUUUUCACUCUAUGGUUAACUCUACAACGGUUUCUACUCAUUGGUUAUCCAAAAAUGCCAAAAUCACAAUUAAAACGUUUAGUUCGUGUUGAAACACCAGAAUCACAAUUAACACGAAAUCCUGGAUUUAUAAGAGAAAAAAAUUUAAGUCGUCAAAUCGAAGCAAAAUAUCGUGGUGAAAAAGCAUCAUCGAUAACUAGUGCAUCAGAUACCGAUGAUCUUAAAUUUGAUUAUGCUGUUAUACCACAUUAUUUACCAAUAAUAAAUAAUAAUGAAAAACAAGAAGAAAUGAGAAAAUUCAUGAAAUUGUCAAAUGUCAUUGCUAUUAAAUACUAUUUUCCGUCAGAUAUGCCUCUCGGUUCGUUUCAUAAACUUUGUGUAUCAGCGUUAUUUAGAUUGAAUAUUGUGUACAAAAAACAUUGGAAAAAUUUUCUUAUUGGUGAACAUGAAGAAAAAGAGGUGAAGUUUAUUAUGGAAAGCGAUAAUCUCACCUAUGUAAUAUGUCAAUGUGCUACUAAUCUUCGUGAACAAGCUCUAGAAGAAUUAUGGAAUGUUCAGAUGCCAAUUUUGAAUCAUUUUGAAGAAAUGAUUAUUAAUUUGGCACCAACUAGUCGAUUUGAUCGUUUUGUUCGGUGUCCUAAAUGUAACGAUUUUACUUUCAUGUGCAAUGAAAAUGUGGAUACUGGUCUGCUAGUUCAACCAAAUGAAAGUAAACGAAAAAAGUUAUUAAAGCGUAUUCGUGAACGGCAUCAGUCCAGUUUAAAAGAUAAGAAAUCAGAUUUAAAUAGUGCAACAGUAACAACACCGGCACAUAUUUCUAAUGCACCGCCAACUAUUCUAUUAUUUGUGACAUUAAUCGACCUAUUGCAAAUAAAUAGUGUUCGUUCGUUGGCAAUAUGUACUCUAUCGCUCUCGUCGUGGACACACACUUCAAAGUGCUUACUAUUUUCAUUGAUAAUAAUUCUCGGUGAUUCAAAUCUAUUGUUAUCUGGUCAACAACUUAACAAAUCUUCAUCUAUUACUGUUUCGUCUCGUACUCGUUCUUCUUCUAAGACUAGUCUAACUAAUACUACUAUUACUACAAAACUACCAACAACGACCACAAAAAAGAAACAAUUAACACCUCCACCAAUAAUUAUUGAAGAGCAAACAUGCUACAAUAAAUCAUCGGGUACGGCUAUUCGAUGUUUACCAGAAUUUGUUAAUGCAGCAUUCCGUCGAAAAAUUGAGAGCACAAAUACAUGCGGUGAAAGAUGGAAAAUUGAUUCAUCAAAUGAGGGUACAGAAUAUUGUAUUCAAACGGGACCACCACAAGGACAAUUGGACAAUAGUCAGCGAUAUUAUUCAUCAACAGAAAAAAAUUGUCAACUGUGUGAUAGUCGAGAUGCAAAACGUGCACAUCCACCUGACCAUAUGACUGAUUUUAAUCAACGAGGAAAUAUAACAUGGUGGCAAAGUGAUACAAUGUUAGAAGGGAUUAAUUAUCCAAAUACAGUUAAUUUAACAUUGAAUUUGGGAAAAACCUAUGAUGUAACAUACAUUAAAUUAACAUUUCAAUCUCCAAAACCAGAGAGUUUUAUUAUUUAUAAACGUACAUAUGAAAAUGGACCAUGGAUACCGUAUCAGUAUUACAGUGCUUCGUGUAUGCUCACAUUUGGUUUACCAAGAAAAAAAUAUCCGGAUACCGAUACAGAAGCUAUUUGUUCAGAAGAUUUCAGCGAUGUAACACCAUUGCACGGCUCCGAGGUAGCAUUUGGAACAUUAGAUUGGAGACCGGGAGCAACUACAUUUGAAACGAGAAUUGAUUUACAGCAAUGGGUCACGGCAUAUGAAAUACGCAUUCAGUUGGUGAGAAUGAACACGUUUGGAGAUGAAAUGUUCGGUCAACCGUAUGUGCUGAAAACAUAUUUUUAUGCAAUAUCCGAUUUAGCUGUUGGAGGACGUUGUCAUUGUAACGGACAUGCUAAUAAAUGUAGUCGAAAUGCUGAUCAAAAUACUGAAGUUCAUUGUGAUUGUGAACAUAAUACAAUUGGUCGUGAUUGUGAAAAAUGUCAUCCAUCUUAUAAUGAUGCCCCAUGGCAGCCAGCCGAUGUGCAUGAUGCUCAUCCAUGCAAACCUUGUAUUUGCAAUGGUUUUGCUCAAACAUGUAAUUUUAAUCGUGAUCUAUAUGAGAGAACCGGUCAUGGAAGUAUUUGCAUUGAUUGUGCUGGUAAUAGAGGAGGACCAAAGUGUGAAACUUGCAAACAAGGAUAUUUUCGAUUACCGGACACAGAAGGAGACUGUUUAUCUUGUUCGUGUGAUAUUAUUGGAUCAGAAACAAUUCAAUGCGCAACGGAUGGUCGAUGUCAAUGUAAACCGGGAGUUGUAGGUGAUAAAUGUAAUCAGUGUGCACCUCGAUGCACAUGUUAUGAGCCGGGUGCAGCUCAACCACUUCAGUGUAAUCCAAGUUCUGGCCAGUGUAGUUGUAAAUUGUUUGCUGAAGGUCAAAAUUGUGAUAGAUGUCGUCCUGGUUAUUAUAAUUUGGAUCAGAUGAAUCCUGAAGGAUGUACAAAAUGCUUUUGUUAUGGACAUGCUUCCACCUGUCAAAGUGCACCAAAUUAUUUUUUUCAACCGAUUCGAUCAUCGUUUACGGAAGGAAGCGAUGGAUGGCAGGCACAUGAUAAAUCUGGUAUUGCAGUUCCAGUGCAAAGCGAUGGGAGUAGUUAUAUUUAUGUCCAAGCAUUACCUGGUCAAGAUAUUACAUUCGAAGCUCCAUCCAAAUACCUUGGUGAUCGUACAUUGUCUUAUAAUCAACUGUUGACAUUUAUACUGAUUCUUCGUGCUCAACCAACGUUAAAUCGAAUGUAUACUCACUAUGAUGUCUCAAUCGAGAGCGGCGAUCGUACAAAAGUAGGAGUUGUCAUAUAUGGUGGAAUACCUCAAACCAUACCAUCAGAAGAACCAUUGACAUUUCGUUAUCGACUAAAUGAACAAUCUUGGACACCAUCAUUAACAUUUAUUGAUUUUAUGCGUCUAUUAUCAAACAUUACAUCGAUUAAGAUCCAUGCAACAUUUGGAGUUGAUCAUGCUGUCAGUUUUCUUGGUGAAGUUACAUUGGGACAUUCACAACUAUCAUCUGGAAUGUUUCCUGUUUCAAACGUUGAAUCGUGUACAUGUCCAACAGGUUACUAUGGUGAACGAUGUGAAUAUUGUGUAGCUGGUUAUCGUCGUAGCCCACCAUUUGGCGGUCCGUUUGCACAAUGUAUACCAUGUCAAUGUUAUAAUCAUUCCACAAUAUGUGAUAUCGAAACAGGAAAAUGUCAAUGUCAACAUCAUACAACCGGUGAUAACUGUGAACGAUGUUUGCCCGGUUUUUAUGGUAAUCCUUAUCAGGGAACACCAGAAGAUUGUCAGCGAUGUCCAUGUCCAAACGGUGUAUCGUGUACACAACUAAAUCAGCAGCAAGUAGUUUGUUUAAAUUGUCCAGCAGGAUAUACAGGUGAUCGAUGUGAAUUUUGUGAUGAUGGCUAUUUUGGAGAUCCCGAAGGAUUGAAGACGGGUGUUCGAAGACCGUGUGAAUUGUGUAGUUGUAACGGAAAUGUCGAUCCAAAUACAAUUGGAAACUGCAAUACUACAACUGGACAUUGUUUGAGAUGUAAUCAAAAUACAUUUGGUGUUUAUUGUGAAAAAUGUUUGCCAGGUUAUUGGGGUGAUGCAUUAACUGAUGUUAAAUGUCAUGCUUGUAAUUGUCAUCCUCGUGGAACAAGAAGAACAACCGGAGUCCAAUAUUUAACACAAUGUAAUCUUCAAAAUGGUCAAUGUCAAUGUAAAUCAAAUGUUAUUGGUCGUCAGUGUGAUAAAUGUGAAGAUGGUUAUUGGAAUUUAAAUUCAGAUUCGGGUUGUGAAACAUGUAAAUGUGAUCCAAUUGGCGCCUAUAAUAUAUCAUGUUCCGUGAAUAGUGGACAAUGUUAUUGUAAGCCUGGUGUAACAGGACAAAAUUGUGAUCGUUGUUUACCAUAUCAUUAUGGUUUUUCACCAGAUGGUUGUAAACGUAAGCCCAUUUUUCUGAAUACAUUAAAUGUUCAAUGUGACGGUCUAUCCGGUCAAUGUCCAUGCAAAGAAAACUUCAUGGGUUUACGAUGUGAUCAAUGUGAAGAAAAUAAAUAUCGUGAUGGUUACGAAUGUCCAACAUGUCCAGCUUGUUAUCGUGAAGUACAAAAACGUGUUAAUCAUUAUCGAUGGGAUUUAAAUACAUUACAAGAUGCUGUAUCAACAUUGAAUUCAUCACAAACACUCCAGUCAUUAAAAGAAGAUAAACAAUUAACAUCCGAAUUAGAUUUAUUAGCAAGAAAUUUGAAUAAUUUAAAAAUAGAUUUAGAACAAAAAGGUUUAAUAUCACGAAAUACCAGUGACUAUAAUCAACAAGAUGUAGAAUUACGAAAUAGUACAACAGAUUUAGAAAAUCGUUAUCGAAAAUUGGAACAAAAAUUACCAGAUUUAAUUGAAAAAAAUAAUAUCAUUCGUGAUACAAUUCUAAAAGCAAAUGAAACAUUUUUAAAAUCGACUACCUAUCAAUUGACUCGUAUCAAUUCAUUGCUACUUGGAAUUGAUCGCGUUGGACGUACAACGGAUAGUAAACAUGAAACGGCAAUCAAUAAAACUUUAGUUAUGCAAAUAAAAAUUGAUGAAUUAACACAACGAUUAAAAAAUUUAAAGAAAAAACAUGAUGAUGCAAAUAAUCGUAGUCGUACAGCGGAAACUGUUUUAGGUACAAAAUUAAGAAUAAUAGAUGAAGAAGCACAUAAUAAAUUAGAAAAUGAUAUUAAACAAAAACUUGCAACAAUUGAAAAUCGUCGUCAAAAAUUAACAGAAUUUGCCAAUAAUAUUUCACGUCGUGUUCUCGAUGUUCGAACAAAAGCAAAUGAAUGGAAAUCAAAUUUAUCAAGUUUAGUUAUAGCCGAUUUAAGUUCAAAUUUAUCAUUGGAAACUGCUAAUCAACUUCGAAAUGGUGCAUCUCAAAUGACACAUGAUUUAAAAGAUUUAGAAAUUAAUAUUUCUAAUUUUUCGACUAAAGCAUUUAAAUUACAAGAGACAACGAGAAAUUUUGAACGUGAAGUAAAUCAAUUUAAAGUUAUAGUCAAUGAAGUUAGUCGUGAUACACAAAGUUUAUUUCUUGAAGUUGAUCAAUCUGAACAUGAAGCAAAGAGAGCGGUAGAUAAUGCAGAAGAUAUUGAAAAAGAAGUGAGAAAAAUUAGAGAUGAUCUUCAAGCAUUUGUUCAUGAUAAAGAUUCUCAAAGUAAAGAUGCUGAAACACAAUAUAAUCGAUUACAAUCGAUACAAGAUCAAAUUCAAAAUAUAACAGGAAAAUAUUGGGAAUUAAAUGAUGAACAUCGAACAUUAAAUAUUACUGUGACUAAUGCAUUACGAGAACUUGAAAAUGCUAAAGCAUUAUAUACAGCAUCGAAUAUUGUUGGACAAUCAAAUGCAAUUAAACAAGCUGAAAUAAAAUUGAUACCUGUUAGUAAAGAAAUGGAAACAUUAACCAAUCGUUCAUCAACAGCAUUAGAUAGUUUUACAAAUAUUAAAGAUCAAGCUGAUAUUCAUGUUAAAAGAAUUGAAAAAGCAUCAGCCAUUGGAAAAAAUUUAACAAAUGAUAUUAAUUCAGCAAGAGAUCAAGUUGGAAAAUUAAUGGAACAAUUAAAAUCAUUGCAAUCAUCAUUGAAUCAUUCGACUCAAAUUAAUAUUAGUAGUUUAGAUAGUGCUGAAAUUGAAUUUGAACAAUUAAAUUUAGAUAAAAUAUUUAAUGGUAUUGAUCAAUUUCAUAUGGGAGCCAUUUUUGUUAAAAAUCAAACAGAUAAAUUAAUUAUCGAAUAUGAUACUCUAAAUCGAUAUGUUAAUAAUAUUGAUCAAAUAGCACGUAGUUUACCGACGGGAUGUUUCAAAAACAUUCACAUUGAGCAUAGUCCAUCGUCUAGAAGAAGUUAG